AUGAGUCCAAAGCUUCGUGUAAGUGCACCAGGAAGUAAUGAAACACAGUGGCUGAAUAUAAACCAAAGAGGGAUUGGAAGUCCUGAUCUUUGGGCAAAAGAUAUGCCUCGAUUGAAUACAAUGAAAAUGCUCAUGUCUUCUUAUACUAGUAACUUUAUCCAGACAGCUAUUGAUCCUUUAGUGCGGAUAAAAUCAGGUGAAAAACAAGCUUCCAUGGAAGCUCUGGCACUGAGUGAGGUUCUUAAAGACACGAAUAUUUCACGUGAAUGCUUUGUUAUAUCGGCAUUAAUUGGUACAAAUGUACUACAUUCCACUCAAUUGAAAACAAAUGAAAGACUGGAGAGAGAGUAUGUCAAAAAAGGAGUGGAAAUUACGAUUGAAGAACUGGAUAUUGAGACACUAGAUCAUGUUGUAUGUCAGAUCCCAGAAGAAUUGGCUUUCAUACCAGCAAAGCAAAAGGAAUUGAUGGAAAAGCUAAGGACGACGUGUGAUGUCUUAGAAACAUUGUGCAAGCAUGGAAAAGUGCAGAGUUAUGGCUUUUCAUUACCAACUUUUGACGUAUCAAGUCAAUUGGAACAACUGGUAGAGAAAACGUUUAGUCCAUUGUCGGAACUAUUUGGAAACUUCGCGUCACUGCAGCUGCCUCAGCAUGUGGGUAGUGCAAUAUUUGCGCUGCCAGAAAUUGUGAUGCAAUUCCGCAAGGAACGCGAAAUGCUCCUUAUCGGUGACCGCCCAAUUGAAGCGAUGCUGUCGAGCGGUCAUCCGUUCCAUGUGAAAACAUACGACGUCAUCUCUGGUGAGGAUGUGGUGCUGUUGCUAAAGACGGCAUUUAAUCUGAGCAUUGCUGUGGAGAAGAAGUACAUGGAAAAGAUUCGACCAGAAUAUGAGCAUCUUGAUCUGCCACCAGUAGAAGAUGUGGCGUGGGCGCAUAUUCUAGCCAACCAGCACAGCCAGUUUAACAAUCUUCAGGUCUGGCAAUAUGUCCGUGAGACACAAAUUCUCCCUCGCUUAGACGCAACCAUUAAGCAGUUCAACAAACACAAGGAGACGGAAGAGCUGGGUUUUACUUACUCAGUGGUCUUGAACCAAUUGCUGAAAUGUUUUACCAGAUCGGUCGAGCUCGUAGAUGCUGACCGCUCGACAAGGCUUAUGACCGCGUGGAAGAAUGAAAAGGGAUUGCUUCCAUCGGAGAAAAUUACUACUGAAGAAGUGGCAGUGAUGGCAGCGCUUAGCACCGGCAUCGACAUCACUUUGCUUGAAGAGCAACUUCCCGCUUCGUCCUCGUUGCCUUUCACCCACAAGUUUUCCUCUACCCAACUGCAACAGAUCACGGCACUAGCAGAGCCUCAUUUUGCUGCCGAAUAA
This is a messenger RNA of Peronospora belbahrii, 1365 nucleotides long. NCBI's taxonomy places the organism in Eukaryota, Oomycota, Peronosporomycetes, Peronosporales, Peronosporaceae. The record is from the annotation of a GenBank genome assembly.